CACCCCCUUCAUUUAUUUUUCGUCUGCCAGAAAGAGGCUACUGGUUUCAUCGCUGUUAUAUCUCCAUCAACUGUUUCAUGGGAGUUCUAAUCAGUAGAUCUCGAGGUCAUGUUGGUGAAGGAAUGAGUAAAGAUGAAACCUGCUGGUUUCAAAAGCCCUACUUCGCUGCUGCUACUCUUUGUUCCAGCGCCAAUGCUUGUUCGUCUGAUUUAACUGCGUUCUUCCUUAAAAAUUGAAUCUUUGGUGUUGGAUUUACUUGUUCGAAUGACGGAAGGCAGAACUGAAGAACGCGACUCAGUAACGACGACGACGGGAGCUUGUUCGUUGCGAAGGUAGCCAUCUUUCUUCCUUUUGCGCGCUUCUUCGGCCAAAUCCCGUAAAUCCGCCGGGAUAUACGGCAAAAAGAGGGAAACGGAGGAUUUAACUCGCUGUGAGAUUUUACAGUUCCCUAAAUCCAGUUUGGCAGGAUUUAGCAGAAUUACUGCUCAAAUCCUGCAUAAAUCCUGUAUCCAAACAGCCCCUAACUUGACGCAUGGUGUGCUGCUUCUGGAAAUUUUCGGGGGUGAAAGGUUCUGACUUUGAGCUGCUUUACUGUUGCAUGAAAUGGAUGAUCUUGUUAUCCCAAUUCAAAUGCCAGGCCGGUUUCGGAGUAGGAGACUGUUGUUCAUGAUAGGGAUUAUUGCUUCACUUAUUCUAGUUUUUCAUACUUUUACACUACCUUAUAGGAGUGUUUCAUUGCCUGUGCUUCCUAGCCUCAAGAAAGAAGAGAUUUUGUCAGGUGAAGCAACUUCUCUAGAGCGAAAAAGGCUGAAUUUGUUUUCACUUUUAAGUGAUACACAGAACUCUACCUAUCCAAAAGUAAUUCUCAAGGAGCUAGAGUCAACUGAGAUUAAUGAUGCCAGUGGAAGAACAGCAUUUGAUUUCAGAGAUGAACCAAUGGAUGUGGUAUCAAAAAAAGAAGUUCUAUUAGCUAAUGUUACUGGCCAUAUGGAGGAUAUAGAUCUCGAUAGCGAAAUCUCAUUGGAUUUUAAGGAGAGACCACAACUUAAGGAUUCUGAGGAUCAAAUUUCUUGGUCUAUCACAGAUGACGAGAUUGUUGACCAAAAGGAUUUUGCUUCUACUGAGGUGGCAAAAGAAGCUGGCAAUGAUUUUGCGUUUAAAUCUCAGAACAAUACAGAUCUUUUUUCUGAGAGGAACAGAGCAUUACAUGAAGAAGUUAUUGUUCCACUAAAAGCUGUUGGAGGAAAUGAAGCAGAUUCUAAUUCAACAGAAUGUCAAAUGAAGGGAACAGGCCUUACAAACAAAACACAAUUGCCAAGUUCUAGUAUUUCAUCUUCUUCAGCUUUUGGUUCUAAGAAUGCUAAUAUUCACAUAACAAAAACGAGGCCAGGUAAGCUGCCGGUAUCAGUUUCAGAAAUGAAACAACAAAUGCUAGCUUACCAUUCUUCUAAUCAUCAAAAGUGGCAUUCAAAACGUGAUAAGCAGCUUUUAGCUGCUAAGGCACUGCUACACAACACUCCUGUCGUGAAAAAUGAUGAGGAACUUUUUGAACCUGCUUUCUGGAACAUUUCCAGGUUUAAAAGAAGCUAUGAAUUGAUGGAACGGACGCUAAAAAUCUAUGUAUACAAGGAAGGAAACAAGCCUGUAUUUCAUCAGCCACUUUUGAGAGGAAUAUAUGCUUCUGAAGGGUGGCUCAUGAAGCUAUUGCAGUCAGACAAACAUUUUGUUGUUAGAGAUCACAAAAAGGCUCACCUAUUCUAUAUGCCCUUUAGUUCUCGCUUGCUACAACUUGCGUUAUAUGACCGCACUUCUCACAGCCACAGAAACUUAGCUCAGCAUCUGAAGAAUUAUGUAGAGUUAAUUGCAGCAAAGUAUCCAUAUUGGAACAGAACCGGUGGAGCAGAUCAUUUUGCUGCUGCUUGCCAUGACUGGGCACCUCAUAUAACAGCACAAGCCAUGGGAGCUUCAAUCCGGGCCCUCUGCAAUGCUGAUCUCAGAAGAGGUUUCCAGUUGGGAAAAGAUGUUUCUCUUCCUGAAAUCUACGUCCGUUCGGCACGAAAUCCUCUCAAAGAUCUCGGUGGAAAUUCUGCAGACAAUAGAUCAACUCUAGCCUUCUAUGCAGGAAAUCUGCAUGGUCGACUCCGUCCUAUCCUUCUGCAGCACUGGGAGAACAAAGACCCAGACAUGAAAAUCUUAGGCCCCAUGGCUCCUGGUGUGGAGAGCAAAAUGAUCUAUAUCCAGCACAUGAAGAAUAGCAAGUAUUGUAUCUGCCCAAGGGGCUAUGAAGUUAACAGUCCAAGAGUUGUUGAAUCCAUCUACUAUGAAUGUGUUCCUGUCAUAAUAUCUGACAACUACGUUCCACCUUUCUUUGAAGUGUUGAAUUGGGAAGCUUUCUCUGUUAUAAUUCCGGAGGCGGAUGUGCCGAGACUGAAAGAUUUACUGGUUUCAAUCCCGGAAGAGAGAUUCAGGCUGUUGCAGCUGGGAGUAAGAAAAGUUCAAAAACACUUUCUCUGGCACAGCAAGCCUUUGAAGUAUGAUUUGUUUCACAUGAUCCUUCACUCAAUAUGGUACAAUAGAUUGCAUCAGCUAGGAAUUGGAUGAGAGGGUAAGCGAAAGAACUGGUAACCAU
This is a messenger RNA of Dendrobium catenatum, 2629 nucleotides long. Its product is annotated as probable glycosyltransferase At3g07620. The coding region runs from base 604 to 2601 and encodes 665 amino acids. The transcript is spliced from 5 exons. The record is from RefSeq and is a predicted model, not a curated record. Gene Ontology annotation, molecular function: glycosyltransferase activity. Lineage: Eukaryota; Viridiplantae; Streptophyta; Magnoliopsida; Asparagales; Orchidaceae.